Messenger RNA from Leptonychotes weddellii (Weddell seal), 3552 nucleotides. It is a transcript of the gene CES2, whose product is annotated as carboxylesterase 2. The record is from RefSeq and is a predicted model, not a curated record. NCBI's taxonomy places the organism in Eukaryota, Metazoa, Chordata, Mammalia, Carnivora, Phocidae.
GAGGGGAAGUGGCCAUGCAGUGCCUGCCUGUCACUGGUUUUUGCUGUUCAGUCCGCCCCCCGCCCCCCCCGCGCUUUCCCUGCCCAGCUAGCCCCGCCUACUCCUAGACAAGUCCAAACUCCAGACCUGGUUGAGACACUCUCUGAACCGCCGCUGGAUGGGCACCAGGGCAGUCUUUGGGUGAAAACAGCAGUGUGCUGCGAAUAGACCAUGCUGCUGGACCGACUUCGCGUGCGGCUGAACGCCGUGGUCUGUGGGCUCCUGCUUUUCCUCGUCCUGGGCCAGGGCCAGGACUCUGCCAGCCCCAUCCGGACCACACACACUGGGCAGGUGCGGGGGAGCCUCGUCCAUGUGAAAGAUACUGAUGUGGGAGUCCACACCUUCCUGGGAAUUCCCUUUGCCAAGCCGCCUCUAGGCCCCCUGCGAUUUGCACCCCCCGAGCCUCCUGAACCUUGGAGUGGAGUAAAGGAUGGGACCUCCCACCCAGCCAUGUGUCUGCAGAACAUCACUAUCAUGAAUGCAAUGGCUUUGAAACUGCUGAGUAUGACCCCGCCUGUCACCUCCAUGUCCGAGGACUGCCUGUACCUCAGCGUCUACACGCCUGCCUACGCCCGGGAAGGUUCCAGUCUGCCGGUGCUGGUGUGGAUCCACGGUGGUGGGCUUGUGAUGGGCAUGGCUUCCAUGUAUGAUGGCUCUGUUCUGGCGGCCUUUGAGGAUGUGGUGGUAGUCACUAUCCAGUACCGCCUGGGUAUGCUGGGCUUCUUCAGCACUGGAGACAGGCAUGCACCUGGAAACUGGGGCUACCUGGAUCAAGUGGCCGCGCUACGCUGGGUCCAGCAAAAUAUUGCCUAUUUUGGAGGAGACCCUGGCCUUGUCACCAUUUUUGGCCAGUCCGCGGGUGGCACAAGCGUGUCCUCCCAUGUCGUGUCCCCCAUGUCCCAAGGACUCUUCCAUCGUGCCAUCAUGGAGAGCGGUGUGGCCCUGUUGCCUGGCCUCAUUGUCAGCUCCUCCAAUGCGGUCUCCAUGAUGGUGGCCAACCUGUCUGCCUGUGGCCAGGUUGACUCAGAGGCCCUUGUGGGCUGCCUGCGGGGUAAAACUGAAGAGGAGAUUCUGGCCAUCAGCCAGCCCUUCAUGAUCACCCCUGGCGUAGUGGAUGGGACCUUCCUGCCCAGGCACCCCCAGGAGCUUCUGGCCUCCGCUGACUUUCAACCUGUCCCCAGCAUCAUUGGUGUCAACAACGAUGAAUACAGCUGGCUCAUCCCCUCGACCAUGAAAAUCUCUGACACCCAGAAGGAAAUGGACAGAGAGACAGUGAAGGCUAUCCUGCAGCAAGUGUCGACAACGUUGAUGUUGCCUCCUGAGUCUGUUGACCUGUGGAUGGAGGAGUACAUGGGGGACAGUGGGGACCCACAGACCCUCCGAGCCCAGUUCUCUGAGAUGAUGGGGGACUGCAUCUUCGUGAUCCCUACACUCCAAGUAGCCAAUUUUCAGCGCUUACACGCCCCGGUCUACUUCUACGAGUUCCAGCAUCGGCCCAGCUUCCUCAAGGACAUCAGGCCGCCCCAUGUGAGGGCAGACCAUGGUGAUGAGGUAUUCUUUGUCUUCGGAACCCUCUCUUGGAGAGGCUACGUUGAAGUCACGGAGGAAGAAAAGCUGUUGAGCAGGAAGAUGAUGAAAUACUGGGCUAACUUUGCUCGAAAUGGGGACCCCAACGGCGAGGGUCUGCCCCACUGGCCCGUGUUCGACCAGGAAGAGCAGUACCUGCAGCUGAACACGCAGCCUGCAGUGGGCCGGGCCCUGAAGGCCCAGAGGCUUCAGUUCUGGACGAAGACCCUACCCCAGAAGACACGGGAGCUAAUGGAGGCGGAGGGGAAGCACACAGAGCUGUAGCUUCCUGUGUCUGGGGUGGAAGGGCCGGGGAGGGAGGGCUCGAGUGCAGGUGGGGGUCUGCCGGAUAUACCCACACACAUGCACUGAGGAGCCAGGAGCUUUUCCUUCCUUCCCUUAGCCAUUCAUUCGUUCUGCCAGCCAGCCAGCCAGCAUUUACUAAGAACCUACCGCAUCUUGUUAGUUGCCAAGCCCCCAUAGGUCCUCUCAUGUUAGACGCACUCAGUGAAUCCCCCCAUUGGCAAACCCUGGUGGAAAUUCACACCGCACCGAGCCUCAGGCCCCGUCCCCUCUUCCUCCCCUCUCCCCCACCCCCACCCUCCCUCUCCUCUCCCUUUGAAGGAGGGUGCUUUGGGAAGUGUUACCCACACCUGGCUCUCAGCAAGCCCCACGUGCUCCCAUAUUUGUACAGAGCCAGUAGAAAAUCUGGAUGCCAGGAACCCAGGAGCUCCGAGAUCUUGGCCACCGAGGCCACCAACUACUGAGGAUGUAGAAGUCCCCGUCCCCACCCAUUGUCCCCUAGACGAAAUGUCAUCUACCACUGACAUUUAAACACCCACCCAGUCACUUACCUGUGUCACACAAGGUGACCGACUCCAUUUUUUGUAAGAAGACUGAGCUUGUCCAUGGGCCCCUGGAGCCUGGGCGAGCUGUUCAGUGGCCAGGAGAGCCAGAUGGGUCCCUCAGCCACCCACCUCCUGAAGUCUGCCUUUAUUUUCAGUGGUUCUGUGACACGGCUGGGGGUGGGGGAGGGCAAACUUUACACAAUUGCUGCACAUCAAUACAGAUGUUUAUCUGUGAGAUGUUCCCUGGAAGUAGGAUUGGGAGACCAGAAAGUCCAGGAGAAGAGACUCUUUUCUCCUUGGUUCCAAACGUCUCUCCAUCCAAGGAGAUCUCCUCUUUCCUUUUGGAAUACUCCUUGUCAACCAUCCCCCCACCCUCUGCUGACCUUCCCCCAACUCACCGUGGGCAUCCACAUGAUCAGUUUUCCUGCUUACCCCAUUGCCUCCCCUAAACUUUUCCUUCCCUCACCUUAUCCAACCCCCCCACCCCCGCAAAGGAAACCCUCUCUUACACAGUAUUUGAUCUCAGCGUGCAGACAUACCAAAUUGUGUUCACAGCCUGUUUGCUCUAUCAAAGCACUUUUUCUCUAAGAGGCUACAGCCUCCUUCUUCUCAUAGACCUAGGAGUCCUGCUGUGCCCCUGCCUCUGACCAACUUGCCCUCUCAGGCACUAGAUUUUCCAGGAGGAAAGCCCCCUUCCUUCCCUCCACUGCCUGUAAGCCUAACCACAGAGCCUCCGGAAGUGGGGUCUGAAGGAUGGAGACUGGCCACCAGAUGGCAGACAAGGGUAACCUUAAGCCUGGGCCGUCUUGAACUAGGGAGAGGGAAGGGGCUUUCCUUUUAGGGGACACUGACUGGUGCAUAAUGCUUCUCCUGCAUCCUGAAAGCAUUUAUUGAGCACCCACUGCAUGCAUGCCUCUGUAUGUUUUUCAGUCCUUCAGAUGCACAAUAUACUUUCCAAAAGUGGGUUCCCAGUAUUAGUUUUUUAGUCAUCUUAUUUUUUAAACAGUUUUAUUGUGGAAUAAUUUACAUACAAUUUAAUUCCUUUAGGUGUACAGUUUCACAAAGUUGGCUAAAUAUAUGAGACAUACAACCACCAUCA